GAACCAUUUGAACUUGACGUUACACGAUCGCACUCACCGGCGUCACCUAUGAUUAUUUAGUUACAUUGAGAUGUUAGAUUUCCUCAACCUGAAGAAAAGUGACUACUUGUGUGAAUUAUGUCGUGGAAGUAUAAAAGGCGAAAACUGCACACCAAAAUCAUGCUCUCAUAUGUUUCAUAUUAAUUGCUUAGAGGAUUGGGCUAGUGAUUUUGACUGUUCUUCGGGAUUCGCCUGUCCUGUCUCUGGUUGUUCCUUAUCCUUCAGUGAAAUACUAAUCCGCAAGACACCUGGUUCUGUAAAUUUCACAGUAACGUCCUUUAAAGAGAACCACCAAUGCCCGAUAUGUUGCGAGAGGAUUCGAAAGCCUGUUGCUACUCCGGAAUCAUGCAAUCAUGCGUUUUGCUACAUAUGUCUAAAAGAGUGGUCACGUGUACGGCAUGAAUGUCCUCUGGAUCGUGGCGUUUAUGAACUUAUUUUAUUAUCUGAUUGGGUUGGGGGCCCCAUAAUAAAGCGGGUUAAUGCGCCACCUGUUAAACAGCAGCCUUCAGAAACACCACCAUUAGAAUUGGAUGUUAACUGUGAGGUAUGUCAUCGUCCAGAUGAUGAAGCGCACUUACUUUUAUGUGAUCACUGUGAUAGAGGGUAUCAUACUUACUGUCUCCCAACCCCACUCUCAUCCAUCCCAGAUGGCGACUGGUUUUGUCCAGAAUGUCUUCGACAGGGGGUUGUCCCGCCCGAAAUAAUUGCUACCGAUGUCGCGCCAACAACAACUACUAAUAGACGUGUUCGAAGAAGUAUUCAGAGAAGGUUAAUUGAUUCUGAGGCAGAGGAGAGUGAGCACGAUGAAUUGAACACUUCCUUAGAUUCUAGUUCAGAAAACCUCCAUUUAACACGUGAGCUUAGUUUUGCUGCUCAGAGGAGGCUUGAAGAGCAGGCUACUAGACGUCAUCGUGGACGUCGGUUAUUACAAGAUUUAAUCGCUGAUCUAAGUGAACGAAUAACAUCAGAAGCCUCUGUUCGAGCACGACGCCGUCGUAGUCAACGACAACGUGUUCAAAAUCAGCUUGCAUCAGAAUCUACUAGUUUAAGUCCAUCUGGUCCAGCGAACAGUCAGACGACAAUCUGUUUCGAAAUAUCAUCUUCGACGAGUCAACCUGUUAGUAUCCGGUUGGGCCGUCCUCCAAGUUAUUCGAACUCUCACCACAGAAGCCAGAUUCAUAAUAUUGUUCGGUCAGAAUGUAAUGGACAAGUAUCAGGUCAUGAUCAGUCAGAGCCAUCCCGUAAAAGACUGCGUAUACUAUCCAGCAGUGAUUCGGAUUCAGAUGAUCAGAAUGGAGUUAUACUUCGUAACACAAAACUUACUGGUCACCGUUCUCGAUUACUACGAUCUCCUAGUGAGUCAGAAGUGGAAGAGUUUCCUGUUUUAGCGGGCCCAUCAUCCUCGCACGAUUCCAAUGGAGUUCAGGAAGGCAAUACUGUCAUCCAAACGAGUACUACCAGUCUCAAUGGGGAUGUAUGCAGCAGUAGAACUUCGGAGUCUUCUCAUAUGGAUUUCAUUCAAGAUUCUACAUUUGAAGUCACUCAUAGUAAAUCUGAUUCGGAAAAUUCUAAUUUCGAUGAAACUUUUGUCCCUGCUGUGAAAAACCCACCGAAAAAGAGUAAAACAACGAGAAAAACCAAAAGACGCUUAUCUAAAAAAGCGAAAGGCAAACGUGUCAAGAAAAGGUCACUCAAAUCCAGAACAUUUAAGCGUUCGAGAAACAAAACAAUGCGUAAAAAAAUACGGAAACUCUCCUCGUCCCUAUCGUCUGUUAGCCCGAAACCAUCAACUUCUUCCCAACUUCGAGUUCGAAAUGGCUUGAUAGGAUCUAGUCUACCUAAGUUAUCAAUUUUGGGUAAAGAAUCACAAUGCGAUUUUAGACUUUUGGUCGAUGAAGAUGACGAUAAAGCAUCAAUCGUACCUUCUCUACCUAUCAUAACUGCUAGUUCCACUUCAAACAAUUCUAUUUCUCAACCGAAUCCUCGAUCAUCAACUUAUCUCAGUGACAUAGAAGCUGGACAGGCAUCAUUGUUCCGCUUUUCUACUCGUCAUAUGCAAGUAAAUCCGGAUCAUUCUAUGUCGCCUAUUCCGGUAGCCAAGGUCCCAUCACUUUCCACAAACAAGGUCAAUAUAGCGAACUCAGUAAACAAUAAAUUCCCCUCUCUGUCUACAGUUAACUCCAUCUCUUCUCCUUCUACAUCAGAUGGCGUAUCUUCUGUCUCCAAGCCCCUCAUAUCCUCAAAUUCAAAUACAAACUCUCAAGUUAAACAUUAUAACAAUACACCUGCAAAAUGUUCUGUUAUCAAUAAUCCUAUCCCAUCAACAUCUCACAGUUGUCCAAGUGAAGUUAAUCCUUCACAUUGUAAUUGGAGCUCUGAAUCUCUGCAAAGAGUAAAGUCUACCUUGAAACAUCAUUUAAAGGCAUAUGUCUCUUCUCACAGAAUAGACAAAGAAACUUGUCGUAAUAUUUUUCAACGUUCCUUGAGCAAGAUUAUCAACAAACCAUCUCAUAAGGUUACUGAUGAACGUAUUGCAAAGUUGGUUGAUGAUUAUGUUCAGUAUUGUUUGAGGCAUAGAACAUGAAUGUCAGUGCUUUUCUAAUGCAUUUCCCCUAUGGGAUAUAUAGCCAAUAUGGAGCAAUCUUUCUCAAUAAUAUACAGUGUUAACAGCAGCCUACCUAAUUCCGUCAGACUGAGAAUCUUGCAGACGGCUGAAGCAAUUGCUAUUCGGACCGAAAAGCUAGAGCCGCUUUUUUAACCUGGCCAACUAGUUAAUCAAUUUUAUAAUACAGUGACAUGAUUUGACUAAUGUUCAUUUUUAUGUCCCAAACUUAUUAUUACACUUGCUAACCUUUUUGAGAAAUUUAUUCAGCAUCCAACCCUAUCUACUAUAUUUGACUUAAUUCAUAUUAUUCUACAUAUUACGUAAUUUCUUAUUUUUAUUCCAUUAUUCUCUCUCUCUCACCCCAUGUUGACCAUAUUUAUUCUGAUAAAUUGUCUCACAAUUUGAUUUCACUUAUAAACUAAUUCAAGUUAACACUUCAUAUUAGUCAGCUCCGACAUCAACGAUUUGAUUUGAUUUUAUGUAACAAACAAUUCUGGGUUCGCAUAUUACAAAUUUAAAUGAUGUACUCUGCCUUAAAUCUGGCCAAUUUUAUGGAUUAUUAAUUUGGAUUUAUGAUUGCAGAACCCGGUGAGAAACGAAGUUUACCAGAACUAUAUGCUAUACAAUUGUAAUGUAUUUCGAAUAAUAUCCUGCGCUUAUAUAUUAAAUAGUUCUACUGAACUUAGUUUUCUCAUUGCAUUAUUUGAAGUUGCGAACCUGUUUAAAACUGCGAUUGCACAGUCUCUUAUCGGCAUAUGUGCAUCUUAUGCGGAUCGUUUUACGUCACAAGCUUUAUAAACAAAGAUAGGCAGU
Molecule: messenger RNA, 3457 nt
Organism: Schistosoma intercalatum
Lineage: Eukaryota; Metazoa; Platyhelminthes; Trematoda; Strigeidida; Schistosomatidae
Source: the annotation of a GenBank genome assembly